This is a messenger RNA of Angiostrongylus costaricensis, 777 nucleotides long. Lineage: Eukaryota; Metazoa; Nematoda; Chromadorea; Rhabditida; Metastrongylidae. The record is from the annotation of a GenBank genome assembly.
AUGAUGUUACGCACAAAUGGAGACUUUCUUGUACGAACUACCGAGCCCGUAGCAGGCAAACCACGAGCACUUGUUUUAUCCGUUAUGGUCAGGCAUAAACUUGAAGAUCAAGGAAUUAAACACUUCGUCAUAACAGUUCUCCUAACUGGUAAAGUUAUGGUUGAGAAAUACGCAUUCGAAUCCGUCAGAGCCAUGAUUGAAUACCAUCUUAGUAAAAAGGAUUCUACAACGAAGUCUCAAGAGGUGAUCCUACGCAACCCGAUUGUUCGUCAAAGUUGGGAGCUAUCUCACAGCGAUGUGGAACUAACGACGGAACUGGGAGAAGGUGCUGUUGGUGAAGUGCACGCGAGGAAAUUAAAAUUGAGGAAUGGAUUUAAGGUUCCAGUUGCUGUGAAACUUGCGAAACUGGAAAUGCUAACAAAGGAACAAAUUAAAGAAAUCAUGCAUGAAGCACGCCUUAUGAGGAAUCUCGAUCAUCCGAAUGUAGUUAAAUUCUAUGGCGUCGCUGCAGGACAAGAACCUCUUAUGGUGAUUAUGGAACUGGUAAAAAUCUCGGACUUUGGUCUUACCCGAGUAGGAACUGUGUACCAGAUGGAUCCCCAUAAAAGAGUUCCGAUUAGGUGGCCUGCUCCAGAAACAUUAAGGAUGGCUAUUUAUACACAGAAGACAGACGUGUUCAGCUACGGUAUAAUGUGCUGGAAGAUAUACAACAAUGGGAUAGAACCAUAUCUAGGAAUGACAGUGGCAGAAGUUUAUCAAAAUGUAGGACCUUGCUAA